AUGGCCGGUCAGGGCCCUGCCCAGCUGGAGCUGACGCUCACCCCGGACCCCGACCUGACCACCGUCAUGCGCCUGCGUGCGGAGGGCCUGCGCCAGCGGAACGAGAAACGGCAGGACGGAGAACGCCUCCUGCGACCGGCCGAGUCCGUCUACCGGCUGGACUUCAGGCGUCAGCAGGGCCUGCAGUUCGCGCGCUGGCACGUGCGGCUGGGCCAGCCGGGCCAGGUGACCAUCACGGGCACCUCGCAGAACUGGACCCCUGACCUCACCCACCUCAUGACCCGCCAGCUGCUGGAGCCGGCCGCCAUCUUCUGGAGGCAGGACGGCUCCGACCAGCUGGAGUGGAACGAGGCGGACGCCCAGGAGUUCGGCGAGCGGUUGUCCGAGCUGGCCCGGGUCCGCAGGGUCAUGUAUUUCCUCGUCACGUUCGCCGACGGCCUAGAGCCGGCCCAGUUCAACGCCUCCGUGUUCUUCGACCUGAUCUGAGCCCCCUGGCCCCUCGUCCCCGCAACGGCCCUCGGCUCCCCUGGCCUGAGCCCCCGGCUGGUCCUGGCCCUCAGUUGGGGGCUUCGGGGUUGGGUGGGUCUCUCGGGGGCUCAGCCGAUCACGGCUAACUGGCUAGCACCCUCCCUCUCCCCUCCCUGCCUCUGCCUUGGCCGUGGGGAGCCCUGGGCGGGACGCCCAGUGCACAGCGAGAGUUGGUUGUCAGCAGGAUCCGCCGUAGUGGGGAGUGGGCAUCUAGGGAUC
Messenger RNA from Tachyglossus aculeatus (Australian echidna), 747 nucleotides. It is a transcript of the gene OMP, whose product is annotated as olfactory marker protein. Gene Ontology annotation, biological process: signal transduction; sensory perception of smell. Lineage: Eukaryota; Metazoa; Chordata; Mammalia; Monotremata; Tachyglossidae. The record is from RefSeq and is a predicted model, not a curated record. Bases 1 to 486 code for a protein of 161 amino acids. The transcript has a single exon. Gene Ontology annotation, cellular component: cytosol; nucleus; neuronal cell body.